Molecule: messenger RNA, 716 nt
Organism: Aegilops tauschii subsp. strangulata
Lineage: Eukaryota; Viridiplantae; Streptophyta; Magnoliopsida; Poales; Poaceae
Molecular function (GO): protein binding
Source: RefSeq, a predicted model, not a curated record
CCCUGUCAUCACUGUCAUCUCUCCGUGAGCUCAACCUCCGGAAUAACUCUCUGUCUGGUCCGAUUUCUCAUGUCAACUUCUCUGGCAUGCCGCUUCUUGCUUCGGUUGACUUGAGCGCAAACUACCUGAAUGGGUUGCUGCCAGUUAGCCUUGCCGAUUGCGGCGAGCUAAGGUCGCUCAGCCUUGCCAACAACAGAUUGGUCGGCACCAUCCCGUCCUGGAUUGGUGAGCUUGACCACCUUCACUACUUGGAUCUCUCAAAUAAUUCAAUGACUGGCAAGGUACCCAAGAGUUCGACACGACUCAAGGGCCUCACCACCGUUGUGGGCCAUUCACCGGGUAUGGCUUUCACUAACAUGCCCUUGUAUGAGAAGCGUAGCAGGCGCAUACUCGGCCAACAACCAAAUGUCAUAUCUGGAAGCCGCAACACUAUCAGAUCUGGGAGCAACAAUGUUCUAUCUGGGAAAGACAACACCGUCAUAUCCGGGAAUGACAAUGUUGUAACCGGGAGCAACAAUGUCGUAUCUGGUAGCGGCAAUGUCGUAACUGAGAGAAACCAUGUCGUAUCUGGGAGCGACAAUGUCGUAUCCGGGAGGAACAAUGUCGUAACUGGGAGCUAUAAUGUUGUAUCUGGGAGAAACCAUGUCGUAUAUGGGAACAAUAAAGUUGUAACUGGAGCAAAUGAAAUAUCAGGCCUCGUGAGUGUCAAGUACUGA